CAUAAAAUCGCCCUCACACCAUACAUACAACCCAUACUUCUCGCAACCGACUCCUCGGGACUGCAACUGUACCAUCUCAUCCCAUCCUUCAGUUUCGCUUCUCCUCCUGCAUUGGUCAGCGAGCCGUGUAACAAUCCUUCCCAAGAAAAGAAAAAAAAAAAACUGCCUCUCACGCAGAGAGUCCUGCAUGUCGAAUAUGCGCCACAGUCGCCGCUGGAACGAGGGAUAUUGUGCUCGUGCAAGUUCCCACACUUAGGCCAUUCGUUGUCUCUCUAGGUAGGACUCGUCGGCGUAUAAUGCCACGUCCGAAAAGACCCGGCGCACCUGAACCGAAACGGCGAAGUCGAAAUGGAUGCUGGCCGUGUAAAAACCGCAAAAUCAAAUGCGGCGAGGAACGGCCCAAUUGCUUAAAUUGUCAGAGGACGGGCGAAACAUGUGACUAUAGCAUCCGUUUGAACUGGGAAGGUCGAAGGGGGAAGCGACCAGAGCCCGGCGUCGUAGACUUUGGCCGAGAAGUUCUAUCGCCGCCAUUGCCCGCCAGAGGGUUCAAGCUGGUCCACCAGUAUCCUCUAUCUGACGCUCCAGGAACGCGAAGACUUGAACCCCUUUCCGGGCCGGCAACUCAGCCAAAGGCUGAACGUAAUAAAGUACUUCCCCAGCCCGUAAUUCCUUUGGAGAAUUCGCCAUCCGCGAGUGUCGACGAUACGGACUCCUCCUCCGUGCCAAGAAGUAAGCGCGCGAAGCUGACGUCGGAUCAUCAGUCGCCUGACCUCCAAUCGGCGCGACUAAUUGAGCAUAGGCAUAAUUCCGCGGCGAGCUCAACUUUGGAUUCGAGCGUGGCCUCUUUCCGGUUCGCAGUUGGCUCUGGUUUGUCGGCUGGUUCUCCACUAACUCCUACUACGUCAUCUACAUAUAGCGACGACGACCAACGACACGCGAGUCGCAGGCUUUCCGUAAACUCGCUUUUGUCGGCACCUCCUGGCCCACAAGCUUUUCAAGAUGAGAACGCUAGCCGCAUAAGGACUGGCCUUCCGCCGAUAGACACUCGGGCGCGCAUCUCGACAGAAACCACUUAUCAUGGCAUUGAUCGAGGUUUUCCGGAUCAUGACCUGGGUAAGAACGACGAUAUGAUUGCUAUUAGCGGGUCUUCGCCACUACUACAACGCGAGUUCAUGGACGCCCCUUUCAUUGAACAAGGCGAUGAUCUUGUUUGGACCGAAUUCGGAUUCGGAGUAGAAACUAACGAGUUUAACGACGAGGAGGGCGGGUACUAUUCAAAGCCGGUGUCAAUAUACAUACCUCGAAAUCUCGAACCCCUUCCAUCGAAGCUGGUGGAUAAUCCUAUGAACCUUCUUUAUUUCCAUCAUUUCUUGAACCAUACAGCCCGAGUCCUCGUCCCUUACGAUGAUCCACACGCCAACCCUUUUCGGACAAUUCUCCCGCAAAUGGCUGUGAAGGAUGAUAACCUGCUAGCUCUUCUGCUGGCCUAUUCAGCUUCACAUAGGGCACGAGUCUUGAACCACCCAGAACCUACAAUCCGGAUCGCUUAUUGGGUGGACGACGUGUUCCCUGCCCUCCGGCAGGCUCUGGAUGACCCGAACAGGAAUUUCUCGAAUGCGAACCUAGCAACGGCUAUUAUGUUAGCGUCCCUUGAAAUAAUUUCGCCCAAAGUAUUUGGAUAUGACAUCUCGUGGCAGAGGCAUCUGGGUCUCGCGAGGGAACUUAUAACUGCGCGUCCAGGUGGUCUCCGUGGCCUACAGUCAAACUUCCGCCACGAUCCGGUCUGCUCUUUUCUAUGGAGUUGGGCUGCAUAUCUCGAUGUCAUCGGUAGUCUUAGUGGAGGCCCCAAAGGCUCCUCGUCAGCCUGGAUAUUCGACUACGAGUUGGAUGACAUCGACGACGGCUACGAUGAGAUAGACUGCAUAAUGGGUUUCACUACACGAUGCAUCUAUCUUCUCGCCAAGAUCGCUGAUCUUGCUCGUAAGUGCGAUAGCGACCGCAUUGGAGAUGAUCUUAAUAUGCGACAUGACUGGGAACCUAGUGAAGAAGUAUUCGAACAGGCCUCGAAGAUCGAAGCGGCGGUUACAGAGAGUAUGGUCCAGUCGCCAGUACCUUGCAAGCACAUACAUAAGAAAGGCGACGUCGAAAAAUGGGAUAGGCGCGAAAUGGAAGCAACAAAUGAGGCAUUUCAUUGGGCUGGGCUUGUCCAUCUAUACCGUAGGAUUAUGGGGAAGCCAUCCGAGGAUAGGACGGUUCAAAUGGCGGUACGAAAGAUCAUUGAAUGUUUUGGUCGCAUUCGACCGGGUGGGACGGCGGAAUCGUGCCUCCUAUUUCCAAUGUUCACUGCGGGAUGUGACGCGAGGGACGAAGGUCAGAGAGACUUGAUUCUUCGAAGAUUCGUAACGGCCGAGAAUCACGGAAUGACGCAGAUCCAUAAUGCACGCCGGCUAAUGCAAAAGGUGUGGGAGACGCACAAACCUUGGGAAACGUUGGUUAGCACGGAAUUCAUUGGAUAAUGGAUUCGGUAACUGGGAUAAUGGGGCAUAAUGUCUACGAUAUAAUGUUUUCUAGGUGGCUUAGGCCCUUAUGGUUGAUACCAACGACACGGAUCAUCGCAACCACAAACUGUGGUUUAUACGUUAUGAGAGAUAUUGAUCGAGAUGGAUGAGCAUGUGACGUUUUCAAAUCGUUGUCGAAUUGCAUAACAAUACAGUUAGUUGUAUGGGAAGAAAGAAUGAUAUCAGUUGAGCGUGAUCCUUUGAAAGCACUUGAAUACCUACCUAGGCAUGUAUGAGGUAGACGUUUUUGGGUCACACAUAUAUUGAAAGGCAUCUACAUGUCCAUGAGGUAUUCACGUGCCUGGUCACGAUGUAGAAUUUAUACCCGGGUAUCCACAAGAGUAGCAAGCUCGGAAGGGACGCAACUUUGCUUGGCGGCCAGGUACGAAGUAGCGUCCCGCUAUUCAAUGCUCUUGGCAUUGAGAUCUCGGGCAGGUUACACUUAGGUACCUCCUACCUACC
Molecule: messenger RNA, 3020 nt
Organism: Annulohypoxylon truncatum
Lineage: Eukaryota; Fungi; Ascomycota; Sordariomycetes; Xylariales; Hypoxylaceae
Exons: 9
Coding region: 297-2516 (739 amino acids)
Biological process (GO): positive regulation of transcription by RNA polymerase II
Cellular component (GO): nucleus
Molecular function (GO): transcription cis-regulatory region binding; DNA-binding transcription factor activity, RNA polymerase II-specific; zinc ion binding
Source: RefSeq, a predicted model, not a curated record